AUGAUUUCCUUUCUUAUAUGCGAAAAUAUUCUUUCUGAUUCAAAUUCGAUAAUCAAAAAUAACUAUCCGAGCAGGAUUAUAUAUUUUGUCAGCGGAAGCUCUUCUCAAUAUAUCAAUAAUUCAGUACAAAAGACAAAACCAGAAUAUGCUUUCAAUCAGAUUGAAAAGAAAUACGAUUGGUGUUCAAAUUGUGGUGUCAAUAUGGAAGAUCACCCAUGGAUAAUUCUUGGAGUUCGCAAUCGUAUUUUGAAACUUGAUGGAUACUUCCUCAGAGCAGGAUGCUGCACAGAUGGAUGCUGUUGCUAUGAAGAAGGAACAUACUGCUGUGAUUGCUGUCUAUUUUCAUGGUCAUUCCAAAUAUCAUUUGACAAUGUAACAUGGACAACAAUUCACAAGGUUGAAAAAGACUACGAAAUGAGACGCUGCAAAGAAAAAACAUAUACAUUCAGCCAAACAUAUAAUGCUAGAUAUGUUAGAGUAAUCCAAGAUCAAGCUUGCCCAGGCGAUCCACCAUGCAUGGCAAUUAACAAGAUUGAAUUAAUAGGAUCACCUGAAAAUUCAGAUUCUCAUGCUGAAGACUUUAACAACCAAGAAGCAGAUGAGGACGACGAAGUUAGUAUCAUCGGACAUGUUUCGAGGAAUGGCAAUUAA
Trichomonas vaginalis G3 is the source of this 651-nucleotide messenger RNA. Its product is annotated as galactose-binding domain-like family. Lineage: Eukaryota; Parabasalia; Trichomonadida; Trichomonadidae. The transcript has a single exon. The coding region runs from base 1 to 651 and encodes 216 amino acids. The record is from RefSeq and is a predicted model, not a curated record.